This is a messenger RNA of Miscanthus lutarioriparius, 2505 nucleotides long. NCBI's taxonomy places the organism in Eukaryota, Viridiplantae, Streptophyta, Magnoliopsida, Poales, Poaceae. The record is from the annotation of a GenBank genome assembly.
AUGACCGGCGGCAGCAGCAGCACCCGGCGUCCGACCGCCGCUGCCAGGAGCCGCGGGAGGCCCUCUGAGGCCUCGGAGCCGGAGCCAAGCGCACGCCGAGCCGCGGCCGCAGCGGCGCGGCGCCGUGGCCGCGGCGACCAUGGGCCCCUGCGCCUCAUGGACGUGAGGCCCCGAACCCUCGCGCUCUUCGUGAUUGCUUCCUUCGCCCUCGUGUCGGUCGCCUUCGUGGUGUAUACUGGUGGGUGGUGGGAGGAGGCGGAAGGCGAGGGCGCGGCGACGCUGCGAAAGGUCAUGCGCUCCGUAACGCCGCUGUCAGCGCCCAGGAUGAUGGAUCUGCCUCAGUUUCAAAGUAACCACAAGGAAAGUUUGUAUUGGGGCACUUAUAGACCAAAUGUGUACCUUGGAAUUCGUGCAAGAACCCCCCUGUCUCUAAUUGCUGGAUUGAUGUGGAUUGGCUUGAAAAAUGGACAAUACUUUCUUCGUCAUGUUUGCCAAGAUUCUGAUGAGCUGAGCACAUUUGGGUGGACAGCUCACAAUGGUAGGGAUUAUGGACGUCAAGUGCUGGUUGAUCAUGGCCUAUUCUUGACUACUAGUUUUCUGAAAGAGAAAGGAGAGAGCAGUGGUUAUGGUGGAGACUGGGCAGUUCGAUUGGACGCUAACAGCGAGAGAGGCCCUGUUCUUUUGGCAUCUGGGUCGCAUGAGGAGAUUGGUGAUUGGGAAUUGUACUUGAGAUCUGAGGACAAUUUGGAAAUUCACAGAGCUGGAUUCAAAUCAACGAGUAUGCAUAAUCUGAGUGACCUAGUACAACAAGCUGUUGCGACUAAUGCAAUGCAAACUGGAAACCUUAAUCUACCAGACAUUACUGAGGAUUCUUCAAAUAUAAUGGUCUAUCAGGUUUCCAUAAAGACUCCUGCUCAAAUAGACAUAGUAUUCUUGUCAGGGUCUUCCUCAAAGUCUCCAGUGAUUGAAGAGCGGAUUAGCAAGCUAACAGGUCCCAUGCUGAGUACCCGUCUUGAAACAAAACAAAAGGAAUUUGAAGAGAAAUAUGAUCGAAUCUUCAAUGUAAAUAAUAAGAUUGAUUCCAGAGAAUUAUCUGUUGGUAGAGCUGCCUUGUCAAGUCUUCUUGGCGGUGUUGGCUACUUCUAUGGGCAGUCCAAAAUUGCACUUCCGAAAGGUUUUACACAAAAAAAUGGGGAUAAAUAUAUUCCAUAUUGGCCCGCUGCGUUAUAUACAGCUGUGCCCAGCCGCUCAUUCUUUCCAAGGGGAUUUCUGUGGGAUGAGGGCUUCCAUCAAUUAGUCAUUUGGCGUUGGGAUGUGCAUAUAUCUAUGGAUAUCAUUGGACAUUGGUUAGAUCUGCUUAAUUCAGAUGGAUGGAUUCCUAGGGAGCAAAUCUUAGGAGCUGAAGCUUUAAGUAAAGUUCCUGAGGAGUUUGUUCUGCAGUACCCUUCCAAUGGGAACCCUCCAACUUUAUUUCUUGCGAUACGUGAUUUGGCAAGUGGAAUACAUGCACAUCAGUUUUCAGAUGAGGAAGCUGAAAAGAUUUCCAGUUUUCUUGAAAGGGCUUAUAUACGGCUAAAUUCUUGGUUUCAGUGGUUCAACAGUACACAAUCAGGUAAAUACGAAGGCACCUUCUAUUGGCAUGGAAGAGACAACAUAACAACAAGGGAGUUGAACCCAAAGACUCUGACAUCUGGAUUGGAUGACUAUCCUCGUGCAUCUCACCCUAAUGAUGAAGAACGGCAUGUUGACCUUCGUUGUUGGAUGCUUCUAGCUGCAAAUUGCAUCCGUUCCAUUGCAGAGUUUCUUAAAAUGGAUGGUGCUCUUGAGAAGGAUUACUAUAAGAUAUCAAAUCAACUUUCUGAUUUCGGAACACUUAACAAGUUGCACUUGGAUGACAAAAUUGGUGCUUAUUUUGAUUAUGGUAACCAUACUGAAAAGGUUCGAUUGAGAUGGUUUGAUGUGAAAGACAAGGAUACUAUGAGACGAGAGUUCUUGCGGGAAACAUUACAACCCCCUCAGCUGCAAUUAGUACCCCAUGUUGGCUAUGUCAGCCUCUUCCCAUUCAUGAUGGGGACUAUUCCACCUGAAUCGUGGGUUCUUGAGAAGCAGCUCGAUCUGAUAUCUAAUACCUCUAUAUUGUGGACAGAUUAUGGCCUUCGAUCACUUUCUAGAAAAAGUUCAAUAUAUAUGAAGCGUAACACAGAGCAUGACCCGCCUUAUUGGAGAGGUGCCAUUUGGAUAAACAUGAACUACAUGGUACUUUCCGCACUACAUCAUUAUGCACAUGAGGAUGGUCCAUAUAGCGGCAGGGCAGGGGAAUUGUAUGACAAGCUAAGAUCAAAUCUUAUCCGGAAUAUCGUGCAGAAUUACGAUGAAACGGGGUUCUUCUGGGAAAACUAUGACCAGAAGAACAAAGGAAAGGGAAAGGGUGCACGGUCAUUUACUGGAUGGACUUCACUUAUUGUUCUGAUCAUGGCAGAGUCCUACCCAACAUUGCAUAGGUGA